CACGUCAAAACUUAAUGACUAUUCACAGUUGUUUAUCCGUAUGAUUAGGGGUGGUUAGGCUAUUGUCUAAUAAUACUCGGAAUGAGUACGCAUAUUAUAAGCAACAGUUGGGUUACUUUUUCGAUUAGGAAUGAAAAUGUAUAUUAAAAACCCUUUCGGUUUCGUUUGGAUUCGGAAAUAUAUUUCCUUGACGCGUCAGAGCGAAGUCAAGCUGUAUUUUCGCUUUCAAAUUUUAUUAAGAUACAGUACAUUCUUAUAUUUGAUUUAAUCAUUAUGGCACUUUUCGACGUAAGUGGUUAUAAAUCGCACGCGGGACUUCGUGGGCAGAUUCUUGGAACAGGAGUAGGGCAUCUUGUUGACCGACCGAAUCAAGAAUUUGCUGUCCCAGUUGGAGUGGAUCCUUCAGGGUUCCUGAAGUCAUGCAGCCGUGAAGGUGCUGUGUCCAUUGAUCUGAACCACGGAACAACUACACUGGCUUUCAAAUUUCGCCAUGGCGUCAUUGUGGCUGUGGACUCCAGGGCCUCAGCUGGCAGCUACAUUGCGUCGAAGGAGGCUAACAAGGUGAUAGAGAUCAACCCUUACCUGCUGGGGACCAUGUCUGGUAGUGCUGCUGACUGCCAGUACUGGGAGAGACUGCUGGCUAAGGAGUGCAGGCUGUACAAACUGAGGAACAAGCAGAGGAUCUCAGUGUCUGCAGCCUCCAAGCUGCUGUGUAACAUGAUGCUGGGAUACAGAGGCAUGGGCCUCUCCAUGGGCAGCAUGAUCGUUGGCUGGGACAACAAGGGCCCUGGUUUGUACUACGUGGAUGACAACGCCACACGUCUCUCUGGUCGUAUGUUCUCUACUGGUUGUGGUAGCAGCUAUGCGUACGGAGUGAUGGACAGCGGCUACCGCGAGGACAUGACGGUAGAGGAGGCGUACGAGCUGGGCCGCCGUGGCAUCACCCACGCCACGCACAGAGACGCCUACUCUGGAGGAGUGGUCAACCUGUACCACAUGCAGGAGGACGGCUGGAUAAAGGUGUGUAAGGAGGACGUAUCCGAACUGAUCCACCGCUAUAGGAAGGGCAUGUUCUGAUCCCAGAUCAGUUUCUACACCCACACAGACACACUGUGUUCUCUAUCAACUGAUCCCAGCACUGCUCCAAAUAAAGACCGUUUUCAAACUGCAUCCUCUGGAUUGUUUAACCUAAAGGUCUUACAUGCAGUCACAACUUGCUGCAACUGUUACCAUUCCUAUUCAAAUGUACAGUAUGAUAAUCUACCAGUUAUGUACCAGUCCUAUUCAAAUGUACAGUAUGAUAAUCUACCAGUUAUGUACCAGUCCCAGUCAUUGGAAAAUGUUUGUAGGAUUGUUUAAUAGUAUACUACAAACCUUGAUUUGAAUUUUCUCUGUAAAGUCUGUUGAGACUUGUGAAAUACACUUGACAACUUUGUGA
Oncorhynchus tshawytscha (Chinook salmon) is the source of this 1438-nucleotide messenger RNA. It is a transcript of the gene psmb8a, whose product is annotated as proteasome 20S subunit beta 8A. Gene Ontology annotation, cellular component: proteasome core complex. The record is from RefSeq and is a predicted model, not a curated record. The transcript has 6 exons. The coding region runs from base 274 to 1077 and encodes 267 amino acids. NCBI's taxonomy places the organism in Eukaryota, Metazoa, Chordata, Actinopteri, Salmoniformes, Salmonidae. Gene Ontology annotation, molecular function: threonine-type endopeptidase activity.